UCCACCUCGCUCGAUCAGUACAGUGUUCGUUCGACCAUCUGAAAUGAUACUGAUUAGGCAACAAAUCGGAACAGUUUACCGAUUGUCCCGAGCAACAAUCCGUACCUGUACCAGCAGUUCCAAAAACUCUGAUAAUAAGGACGAAGGUCAGGAUGGAAAAGAAAAUCGUUCCGAAACGAAACUGAUGCUGAGAACGCAAUUUUUCGAGCAUGUUUCCAAGAGGGACAAACAAACGUACAUCGACAUGGUUCGGGUGUUUGAGGGACGGAACGUUCACCGGAGAAACCACGUGGAAUUCAUCUAUGCAGCUUUGAAGCAUAUGGAAGAGUUUGGCGUCAACAAGGACCUCGAAGUGUACAAAGCACUGAUCAACGUAAUGCCGAAGGGUAAAUUUAUUCCGACCAACAUUUUCCAGGCCGAGUUCAUGCAUUAUCCGCGGCAGCAGCAAGUCAUCAUUGAUCUGCUCGAGCAGAUGGAGGACAAUGGAGUUAUUCCGGACUACGAGAUGGAAUCGAUGCUGCUGAAUGUGUUUGGAAAGAAAGGACAUCCGGUACGCAAGUACUGGCGUAUGAUGUACUGGAUGCCAAAGUUUAAAAAUCUAUCGCCAUGGCCCUUGCCGAAUCCAGUACCCGAUGAUUCUCUAGAACUGGCCAAGAUGGCAGUGGAACGCAUGUGUUCGGUAGAUUUGCUGUCGCAGAUUUCACUGUUCGACUCGAAAGACGUACCCGAUGCCCUCGACCACACGUGGAUCAUAAGUGGUCAAAGCUCGGAACAAUCGGAACUGUUAGCUCGUCACAAACAGAAGCCAGUUUUCAUCGAAGGUCCAUUUCUGAUAUGGCUUCGAAAUCGAUCGAUAAACUAUUUUCUACUGAAAAGCGAAUCAAACCCGCCACCGUCGCAGAGCGAUGAGGAUUUGGAUGAUGUUCGCCGACUGGAGGUUCCGUUCGUGGGUAUUGGUAUGACCUACUCGGCAGCGUCGCCAAAGAACAAGCUAGCCCAUAAACGGUCCGUUCACGAGCAAGAUGAUGGAACUAUUUUUGCCAUCUGCUGUACCGGUACAUCCACCAAGGACUCGCUGUUGUCCUGGGUACGUUUGCUGGAAAAGAACGGCAACCCUUGUUUGGAACAACUGCCCGUACUAUUCAAAUUUACCUCGCCUAUACCCGAUCAGCUAAAAGUAGCCGCCUCUAGCGAUGCGAAGGAGGAGCAGGAUGGAGUGUUUGCUAAGGAAGAAGUUAACGUGGGAUCGUAGUUUAAUUAUCUUGGUAGAGCAAUGUAAAUAUAUAAAUGUAUGCUGUUGAAAACAGGAGUAUGUUGAAGUUGCAAGAAUUACGUUUGCAUCAAAUUAAUGCAUUGUCAAGCAGAAAAGAACGACCUGCAUGCUAUUGACCUCUAUUUAAAUGUAUGUAUAAUAGAAUUAGAGGCAAUUAUGUUUACCUUAUCUUGCUACAUGACGGAAACUAUAUCGCAUCAUCGGGAGCCUUAUUCUCACAGCUACGUCGCCCGAGGAAAUUUCCGCUAAAAAGCUGUACAAAAACGAAACACUCCGUAAGAAGUGCAAGCGGCAUUUUCACAAUUCGCACUACAGCCACAUUGUUAAAAGACAGACAUGGUAUACACGUUCCAGGAGUAUAUCAACCGCAUGCAGCUUUACCUUACCAAUCAAUCUAGUAUAGUCUUCAAUUACGUGGCUGUUUGUCGCCAGCCUCGCAGAAUUCGAAGACUGCUCAGGUCCCCUACAACUUGGGCGAUCCACCGUGCUUGCUGUGCACCUCUCCGCCUCCUACCUGGCGGAUUAGUUUCCAGAACCAUUUUUACCCAAGUGUCAGUCGACGUUUGACAAAAAUAUCGCUUUUUUUAGCCGUCGUUUUUGGUUUUUGUACCAACAGCCUUGGCUCCGAUGGUUCUUAGCAUAGAUACAUUUUAGGGAUAGACAACUUAUUUUUAAUCGUAUUUCUAGUCCAGUGAAAGUCAAAUCCUGUCGCAACUCCAUGCAAAAUUGGCUAAAUUCCGGUAACAAUACUGGGGCGCUCGUAGUUGCUUCCCCUAAAAAGUUUGUCGCAGGAGAGCUUUAUUAGGCAGUGCUCGAAUGCAGGCUUGAAGAUUCAGGCGUUCUAGAAUUAUAGAGCAAUCCACUCAGGCUGACAGCCCGAGACGAUUAGGGCUCGAGAGCAGUCUCUUCGGAUGUUGAGUGUAUUAACUGACAACGGUUUUCGUAGCUCGACAGUCGGGUCGGCUUUGCACAACCUCGAUUCUGUCAAUCCUUCUCCACCCACGCACUCAGGACCGGGACGGCUACAGAAAGCUGGCGGCAAAGGCUCGAUUAUGGCGGGGGGUAUCCAGGGCUUCCAUGGUACCUACUACGUUGCGUCCCAGGCUCAACAUCGACACUCCUUCACAAUGGCAGUGUAGCUUGAUAUAGUGGCAGUACUAAUCGUUAGUGAGCGUUCGCCAGGAUCGUAAAUGAACCGGGUUGAAUCAGCGGAUUGCAUACUUCUUCUGAAGAUGGAGGUGGGCGGGCACUAUAUGUUCCUGCUACGAUUAUCCUCAAAUUCCUUGAACAGUAUGCUUUGCAGCCAUGUAUCUGAAAUAAGAGCUGUUGUUGGAACUCAAAAUACUGACGUCAAUUCCCUUUUUCAACAGCGGUAGAACUUUAAUAUCGUCGUUGUGUUUUACUGUUUCUUUGGUUAUUUUUCGACCGUCUCAUUGCUAACGCUGGGAUGGAAGCUGGAAAAUUAUAUCCGAAGCUUCGGAAUUGGAGGUAGAACUGUAUAACAAUGUUGCUAUUAGCCACUUGCUUUCGACCAACAACCAGAGCAUAGCUCGGAUCUGGGCCAUCCCCGCGACGUUUCUUGAGGUGGUCGAGUAGUACCGAGGUUUGGCCAGAUUGGAGUCGAUACCGAGACCGUUUUAUUGCGGCACGAUAUUUGCUGAUUGUUUUUAGAUAACUCGGGUUUUAGUUCAGCACAGACGUCAUCCGUUUUCUCAGCAAAAGCCGUGGUAGUGUUAUCGAAGUGACUGUCGGGAAAACGAGCGAAUUUCAUUAACUUCACAUACUCGUUACACAUCUAAAAAUAGUUUUCUGAGACAAUUCUCAAGAAGAACUUGUUUGGUUGUUUUGCACACUGAAUUUGCACCUUAUUUUUUUAAAUUUUGUGAAUCUCCGCUUGUGAGGUCGAGAUUCAGACCGGCAUUUUGCAGCAAACUGCUGUUGCACAUAUUUAUCCUUGUCGACGGAGUGUGCAGCAGUGUGCGGUAAUCAAACGUACCUUUGGUGACGGCCUUUCAUGGUGCUUGUGCAAGUUUAUGUUGCGCAGGCACGCUCACGUGCGCUACUGGGAUUAACCUUGUUCGAUUUUCGAUCCUUGGCUUAUCAUAAUGUCCUUGAUCGGAGUUCUAAAGAAAAUCUACGCAUAGAAUAGAGGCCAUUUAACGUAACUGCGCCAAAUUCGUGACUGAGCGAUAAUGAUGACCCGCUCCGUCGUCUUGUGCACCCGUCGCGCAGAGUGAAUGGUGAAUCUAUGCAGAAGUGAUGUCUGUCAACAGAAUUGCCGUAUGUGCGUUGGCUGCAGCAGCUCCGAAUUAUGCAUAUUUUACCUUGUUCGAGCAAUCACACACCGAUGGUGGGAAGUCAAUCCGACGGUUUCGCUCGUCUGCAACAAUGAUGGUCCGCUGUUGAUUUAAAGCCGAAAAUGGAUCCGCAGACUAGUUUGUUGGGCCUUCGGUUUUGCUCGAAUCACGUGUGGUAUGUCUGACAAACUCGAUUGCUUUAUUCUGCCUUUUCCGAGAAUCGUUCUGUCACUGUCGUGAUGUCAGUUGCUCGAAAUUUAUCGAGUGAUUUUCAAGAUAAUUCCUCUGUAUCUUUUGAUUUUCAUGCACCUGUCAACCGAGGGGCUUGCGCGUGGAACUGUGGUAGUUCCCGCACCGCGAAAUUUGCUCUCGUUUCUUCGGGUGGCUGCCGAUAAUGUUGGUGGAGUCGCUAAAGUCCGCUCAUUUUUUCAAAACUGACUGAGUUUUUAGAUUGCAGAGAGAUUUAGAAAGAGUAGACAUCCAUAGCACAAGCAAGAACGUCCCGAGAAGCGGUUAUUAUUAUUAUUAAAAAGGUACAUACCAAAAAUUCGUGUAGAUGAAAAACACUUCUGGUGAUCAGGGCUACA
Molecule: messenger RNA, 4157 nt
Organism: Topomyia yanbarensis
Lineage: Eukaryota; Metazoa; Arthropoda; Insecta; Diptera; Culicidae
Gene: ECSIT
Product: evolutionarily conserved signaling intermediate in Toll pathway, mitochondrial
Exons: 2
Coding region: 44-1252 (402 amino acids)
Cellular component (GO): mitochondrion
Molecular function (GO): protein binding
Source: RefSeq, a predicted model, not a curated record